Molecule: messenger RNA, 1749 nt
Organism: Exophiala viscosa
Lineage: Eukaryota; Fungi; Ascomycota; Eurotiomycetes; Chaetothyriales; Herpotrichiellaceae
Product: MFS transporter
Exons: 2
Coding region: 1-1749 (582 amino acids)
Biological process (GO): transmembrane transport
Cellular component (GO): plasma membrane
Molecular function (GO): transmembrane transporter activity
Source: RefSeq, a predicted model, not a curated record
AUGAGGGUUGACGCUCAUGACGAAACGCCGCAAUCGGUAGACGUCAGUUCCCAUACCAGCCUGCAAACUCCUGUGAAUGCGUCUUCCCCUCCAGGAACCCAUCAAUUCUAUCCUUCCGACGUUACUCUUCGUGAUGAACCCCCAGCGGACGCCGCUCCAGAUGACGUACCGGUGGGAAGAAGAGAUUCGAAAAAGAUAAUACAAUUUGGUCCAGACGAUCCGGAGAGUCCAUACAACUGGUCGAAGGGCAAGAAGCUCUAUGUCUUCUUCGCCGCCAUCCUCACAGUCCUCAACAGCACUAUGGGUUCGUCGUUACCGAGCAAUGCGAUAGACUUUAUCGCCAAAGACUUCAACGUCACUGCAACGAUCCAAUUACCACUGCCCAUAUCCUGCUUCCUCGCAGGCUAUGUCGUUGGUCCGACUCUCUGUGGUCCACUGUCUGAGAACAAUGGUAGGAAACCGGUCAUAUUCGGGUUUUUCCUCUUCUCAACCAUCUUCAGUAUGGCCUGUGCAGUGGCUCCGAAUUGGCCGGCCUUACUGAUAUUCCGGUUUUUUUGUGGUAUUGGCUAUUCUGGGCCUAUCGCCAUCGUCGGCGGAUUGUACGCUGACAUUUACAAUGACCCGCGACAACGAGGGUUAGCGAUGGCUUGGUUCAUGGUUGCAACCUCCGGAGGACCUGUUGCGGCGCCUGUCAUUUCAGGAUUUAUUGCUGAAAACACUACAUGGAGAUGGGUCUUUGCUGUGGGCACGUUAUUCUCAGUGGCCGUAAUCCCCAUCAUCCUUCUCAUGCCAGAAACCUAUACGCCGAUCUUAUUGAGUCGGAAAGCCAAGAGACUUCGCAAAGAAACUGGUGACGAUGAAAUCAUCGCCAGAAGCGAUCUUCAGAAAAAGACUCUGCGACAUGUCCUAACGGUUGUCAUGACGCGACCUUACCGGAUGCUGUUCCAAGAAGUGAUUGUUAUGUGCACCUGUGCGUACAUUUCUCUGGCUUAUGGCAUCUUUUAUAUGUACUUUGAAGCAUAUCCAGUCAUCUUUCAAGGUCCCGACUCCGUGUACAAGUGGUCACCCGGCGUUGCAGGUCUUGCGUUUCUGCCGAUAGCGCUUGGCGCCCUGCUCGCAGCUCCAAUUUACCUUGGAUGGGACUCAUAUCUGGCCAAAGCGCGGACGAGGGGUGCGAAAUGGGCACAGCAGGAAGAAUACCGUCGGCUCCCACUAGCAUGCAUUGGAGGACCCCUGUACGUUGUCUCACUCUUCUGGAUCGGCUGGAGUGCAAGACCCGACAUGUUCUGGCUUGCCCCUGUAGCCUCAGGCGUGACAUUCGGCAUCGGUUUUGUACUGAUUUUCAUGGCCUUGUUGAACUAUCUGACCGACGCAUACGAGACUUUUGCAGCAAGUGCUCAGGGCAUUGCGAGCACUUGUCGCAGUAUGUUUGGCGUCCUGCUUCCUCUUGCAUCGGCGAAAAUGUUCUCCAGUCUGGGUAUUGCUUGGAGUUGCAGUCUCUUGGGGUUCCUUGCCAUGGGAAUGUGCAUCAUACCAUUUGCGUUCCUCUGGUAUGGAGAUCAGAUUAGGGCCAAUAGCAAGUUCUGCCAGCAAUUGAAAGAGAUGAAAGAGCAAGAAGCCGCCGAAUGGGAAGAGACUGAAAGGGAAGAAGCCCAGAACGCAAGUGAAAAAGCUGGCCGCCCGUCAGACGGGGACAACUUGAACUCACCGACUCCAAAGCAGGAAGAGAGAAUUUAUGACAAGGUAUAA